UUCCUCAUUAACUACUGUAAUUUUGUGUACCUUAUUGUGAAGUGUUACCAAAUGAUUUUCCGUUGAGGCAGGGAAGAAGCUGCAUUCGACCCUCACGCUGCAGAAUUAUAUUCCAGUUUUCUUGGCCAUGCGCCACCUCCUAACGGUCAACAGCGAUGCGAAAACGAGAGAUUUGAAGUUGAAGACCCAGCUGACGGAGAUAGACAAGCGCAAGGAAGGAGAGAUAGCAGCGAGGAAGGGCGGAUGGGGGUGGGGGGCAUCUUUAAGAAAGUGUUUCUCAGGCCUUUAGUCAGCGUGUGAGCGGCAUCUUGUCGUGAGCGGCUUGGUGAGCUUGUGAGUGGCGGUCUGUUAGCCGAGGGCCCGGCUGGAUAAAAAGAAAAGAGGUUAAAGAAAAGGAAAAGAAAAAGUAAACUUUGCUGCUGCUGUCAGCCGGCUGCUCCAUGGCCGCCAUCCAAGCUGCACUCCCGUCCUUCAGCUCCUUCUCAAACCUCACUGAUAUGAAAGGGGCGCCACCACACCAGCCUCAGCCUGUCCCUUUUGAGCAUGACAGGACCGACUGUGGGAGGCAGCAGCGGUGACAGGUCUGCCCCAUCUCGCCUCAGAGAGGAGGGGCGGCACAACAGGUCUCUGUGUCAUGAUCAGACCGCCGCCAUCUUGACCAGAGACCUGCUGGGUUGCAGCGCCAAAGAGAAUGUUGAACGUAAUAAAGCAAUUAGCAGCCGGGAAGAGGACAGUGUCCGCAAUGAACGGCGUAAGCAUCGCUUGAUCCCCAGCAAGGAGAAAGAUGAAGGCUACUGGGAUAAGCGGCGAAAAAACAACGAAGCAGCCAAGCGUUCCCGAGAGAAGCGGCGUGCCAAUGACAUGGUGCUGGAGACGCGCGUCCUGAGCCUGCUUGAGGAGAACGCCCGUCUGAGAGCCGAGCUGCUCGCCAUCAAGUUCCGCUUUGGCCUGGUGAAAGACUUUUCUGAUGUUUCCAUCCUGCCACUCACUCAGUCGACUCAGCCUGACUCUCAUGAGCCCUCAUACCCGAGCGUGCACUCCUGCAACCACCAUCAGCAGGACACCACAUAUGAAAAGACAAGGCCGGCGCCAUCUGCAGGAGAGUUUGUAGAAAAGCAGCAGCCCUACAGCACCCAUCCUCUGUGGCUACACGCAAACAUCCAAGACUCACCAAACGCUUUCAGGAGCCUUCCACACAAGCUCCGCUUCAAAGCGCCUGGUGGGGAAAAGUCUCCACCAUUGCACCAACAUUCAGCGUGGGGUGUUCGGGGUUUUGGUCAGGAGGUCUGGUCCAGUGAGGAGGCGUGUGUAUCAGGUGAUCAGCAGCAUCACAAUCCAUCCUGUGGGGAUCCAGCAGAGAGCGUCUCUCUCAGGUCUCAGAUCAGCUGCCUGUCUCAGGAAGUCGCUCGACUCCAGCAGCUCUUCUCCCACCAGCUGGUCUCUAAGAAUGUUUGAAAACUGACGCUACCUUCAUGCUCAUGUUCCACCCAGAAAAAUUGAAGGAUGCGGGGGGACCACUUUGAUGCAUUUCAUAAUUACAGAUGCGAUUAAAAGAAGCUAAUGUGCUAAGUAGGGAUGCUCCGAUCAGUGGUUUUAUGUUGCUGAUUCUGAUACCUAUCACUCAUGAGUGAGCUCUGCCAAUACCGAUCACAUAGGGCUGGGCGAUAUAUCGAUAUUUUUAAAAUAUCGAUCAAUCUUUUAGGAUUAGGGUUAGGGUUAGAGUUAGGGUACACGGCAUAACCCUAACCCUAACCCUAUGAAAAACAGCUUCCCUUGGAAAAACAAGCAUAUCGUUCAUAUUGAAAUAGACUGGAUUUGAUGCGGUGGUCUCAUGUUUCAAGAUGGCGCUGCCCAAGUGGCAGCUAGUUACAGAAGCUCUAUAUUCUUAGUGUUUAACAGUGCUUAUUCAUACUUUCUUAUUGUUUUUUAUGCCAUACCGACCCCUUAAGCAAGUGUGCAGCUAUGGAUGUUCAUCUUGUUACGUUUGUAGCUUGCCUCUUGCUUGUUGUGGGAGACGUAUUCAUUCACGGCUCCAUUGUUUACACUCGGCAGCAGACGGAGGAGGAGAGGCUGCAUAGUGGGAGUGAAGCGCUGAAAGCGGAAACAACGGUAUAAACCGCGUUUGCAGUCUGUCAUCCCGGGGAACGUUAGAUCUCUCCCCAACAAGACGGCAGAGCUAACGGCGCCAACCCGGCUGCAGAGGGACUACCGUGAGUGCAGCCUGAUUAAGAUUGAAGAUUUUAUUUUACUUUUUCUAUAUUUAUUUCAAAAAGAGAAUGGAUUAUUUUAUUUCAAAGUCCAAAAGUCCAACAGCGAUAGGUUUGAUAAGGGAAUGAUCAAACACGCUGGCAUGGAUUUGGCGUAGCCUGUAGCAAGCUGGCGAACUGAAGACAUUGAGGUUACACACACUAGUUUUGUUUCUCGCGGCAAUACGGGACAAAGAGCGUCCAUUCUCGGCUCGAUACGUGUGUUGGCAACCGUACAUGACACAGCAGACAUGUAGGGUUCGCCGCUGCACGCCGAUCGUUUUUUGUGAUCGGCUUUGAGGAAGGCAUUUAUAAGCAUAUGCCGAUGACAUGUUUUUUACGGAAAUCAGCUGAUACUGAUUGGUGGCCAGUCGAUCGCAGCAUCCCUAAUGCUAAGCUAUCUGAAGAAAACAUCAACAUCUUAGCUUUGUGUUAUACAGUAGGUGACAAUGGAAGUUAGUGUAGUAUCUAAGAACAUAUGUCUUUAAUAAUGAAUACAUUUUAUUUUUUACAAUAUGCCCUCGGGCCAAUAAACAACAAGCUUUGGACACCCUUACACCCUUACUUUUCCCAGCAAAAACUGAAAUCCAAACAAAAUUAAAUAUCUGAUUGAAUCUGAAAUCAACUAAUCAACUAACUAAUCAACUAUUUUUUUACUAUGUUGCACCACUUACCUUCUUUUAUGUAAUACAGUCGUCUCUCACUAUGUCAAGGCUAAAUUAAGCAUUUUCAAACAUAAAAAUAGCUCACUGGACUAACUAAAUGAACGUUGUGAAUGUAGUAGUCUAUUUUGCAGUGUACGUUAAGCGCACACAUUUGAUAACAGUAGUAAUUGCGACAUAGUAUCGACUGUAUGUUGCAUCCAUGCUGUACCUACAACGUUUGAAUAAAAGGCUGGUGAGUUAUUUAAAUAUGUGAGUGUGGCAAAUACACUGCAGGUGAAACAAGGUGCUAUGUGGCAUAUAUCACCACACACAUUUGUUUUUCAGCUGAACUGUCAGGAAAAAAGUUCUGCUUUUUACCGCCAUACUUUGUUUUUCAUCUAUCCCUGCUGCUGAAAUCAAAAGAGAAAGAAGCGAUUGUGCACAGGCGCACGGGGAGGAGCAAAAGACUGCAUGAGUCAUCAAUCACGUCAUUCGCACAAAAGCUAUUUUUAGCUUUAAAGCAGCUUUUUUGGAGUCUGAUUGGCCGAUGUGAAGGAUGCAGUUUGAGAAUAUAUUAACACCUGGAGGGCGUACCAAUGCUCAGAGACAUCAACGACCGUUAGCCGAACCUCAUCGACAGCAGAUGUGAUGUUCCUGUGAAUGUUUUCAUUCAUGCAGGUCAUCGUAUUCUCAGGGCAUUGAAUUGAUCACAUCUGGACUGUUCAGUUUGUCUUGUGAGCACGAUGACACGCAUGAAUUUCGCAUGUCGCUUGGCUGGACAGUGACAAGCAAUAAAAGCGCUAUUGCGCAGGUUCCAUUGAAAAUGAAUGGCGUACAGGCGAUGUCGCCUCCCAUGCGUGGCGCCCAUAAGAAGGCAUUUCACCUCUCAUCUGAGGAAGUUUCAUCGGUUCAUGCUCAAAGACUAAGUGGGACACACACCAGUCAGACUAGAUAGGGCAGCUCCAGUCUGAGAGCUUGGUGCAAGACUCAAUCUAUUGAUCCUCUAAAGGAGGAGGCUAGUCCAGACAGGAAUGGUUUGGAUGUGUUUUCUGCGGAAAACACUGUGGAAAACACAGCUUAUUUACAGAGGGAAAAAAAAACGUCUUUGUGAACAGUUCAUAUGCUUGUGACGUUAUGGGAACGGCUUGAGCUUUUCUUUUACAAAGCAAGGUCCAUAAAGGCACGCUUGGAGGAGAACCUGGUCAUCAAACACCAUUGGGAUGAACCAGAACAGAGAUGCUGACCUCACAAAUUCUUCUGGACGGUUUAAAAUCCCCCCUUUCUUGUAGAAGGUAUUCCCAAGAAUAAUCCACCUCCAUAUUUUCUCCCUUUUUCAUGUCUUGUAGGUGUAAUGGCCAGUGUCCCAAUACUUUUGUCCAUAUCGUGACAGCACAGGUGUGAGGUUUUUAUAUUGGUCACGCAAUAUAAACCCUUUCAUGAUUAUACAGGAUGCCACAAACGCAGUAUGUCUUCUUCUGCUUGGAUCUUUGACUCAUUCAUUCAUUCUCUCUGUGUCUCUAUGUGACCAAUCUUCGCUGGGUGCAGUGGAACGACCCCCCACCAUAAGCCAUUACGAAAGGCUUGGUUGCUAGGCAGGCACCAUAUCAUGGUAACCAUGGGAAUGUCGACUGAGUGUUGGGGGUUGGCAGUUUUAACAACAUACUAGUGAUGGGGGGAGGAGCGAGACAAGUUCAAGGCCACUGUUUCUGACAUGGUCUAAUGAGUGUGUGUGUGUGUGUGUGGACGGUGAGAGAGCGGGGAGACAAAGUGGGGGGAAGGGAUUGAGAGCGAAUGUGGGAUGAAGCAGCGCUGAUGUAACCGGUGGUGGUGAGGUUAGUGGUGUUGGAUAAUAGGAGAAUGAAGUAUAUAACACACUUUCCCGGUACAAAUACUGCAUAAAGCUAAGCUCAUUUUUGCUCAAUUUUUCAGGUUUUAUGAGAUAUUGACAUCAACCAAUCGCAGGGCACAUCUAAACAAACAGCCAUUCACGCUCACAUUCAUACCUAUGGACAAUUUACAGUCUCCAUUUAACCUAACAUGCAUGUUUUCGGAAUGUGGGAGGAAACCGGAGAACAUGCAAACGCCACACAGAGAUGCCAAACAGAGAUUGGAACCCAGAUCUUCCCGAUAUCCUGACUGUGUGGCCAACAUGCUGACCACUAGGUCACCGUGCGGCCCAGUAACGGCAUUAGUCCUUCAUAAAUGUGAUUAGCUACCAGGGAAAGAUACUUUUUUGAAAACCUUUGAAUACCGUAGCAUACGCACAGAGUGCACGAAAUUCAAUUAGUAGUAUAUUGUCAUAGAUUUUUGAUAUUUUUUAUUGUACUUUUUCUCAAAUUUAUGUUAAAAUAUCGUCUCGAAUGCCCAACCCCGUGUAUCGUUUCGUCUCGUGAACUGAGUGUCUCGUUAUUGAGUAAUAUUAUACUUAAUAAUAUGUCAUACCAAGAGUAGCAUCAGCAUCGGAUUGUGGUAAGAUCAAUAUUUUACAGGUUUUGUCCAUAUUUGUGUGCUUGUUUUUGGUUGUGUUGUUAAUAUUGUCCCAUUGUUAUAUUAUUUUUGUGUUUUGGUAUACAGUGUAUUGGUAUUGUACUGUAUUGUUUGCAAGCUCAGGCCUUGGACACACAUAAGAGGACUGUGGGGGCACAAAGCCAAAGGAUUUGAAAAAGAGCCAAUAGUAGCCAAUAGUACACCCAAUGUGUACAUAUUUUGCACUAUUGACUUAAUUUUGCUCAAAUAAUCGUAUGUGAUAAAAGGGACUAAAGAAAUAAUUGUAUUAUUUAUUUGAUAUUGUUACAUUGUUGUGUUUGUAUAUUGUGAAUUGUUCUCAAAUAAUUUG
This is a messenger RNA of Dunckerocampus dactyliophorus (ringed pipefish), 5726 nucleotides long. Its product is annotated as Kruppel-like factor 1. The coding region runs from base 544 to 1455 and encodes 303 amino acids. Gene Ontology annotation, molecular function: RNA polymerase II cis-regulatory region sequence-specific DNA binding; DNA-binding transcription factor activity, RNA polymerase II-specific. Gene Ontology annotation, cellular component: nucleus. Gene Ontology annotation, biological process: regulation of transcription by RNA polymerase II; circadian rhythm. NCBI's taxonomy places the organism in Eukaryota, Metazoa, Chordata, Actinopteri, Syngnathiformes, Syngnathidae. The transcript is spliced from 2 exons. The record is from RefSeq and is a predicted model, not a curated record.